Tarenaya hassleriana is the source of this 1782-nucleotide messenger RNA. RefSeq names its product 1-aminocyclopropane-1-carboxylate synthase 9. The record is from RefSeq and is a predicted model, not a curated record. The transcript is spliced from 4 exons. Lineage: Eukaryota; Viridiplantae; Streptophyta; Magnoliopsida; Brassicales; Cleomaceae. The coding region runs from base 82 to 1494 and encodes 470 amino acids. Gene Ontology annotation, biological process: biosynthetic process; amino acid metabolic process. Gene Ontology annotation, molecular function: transaminase activity; 1-aminocyclopropane-1-carboxylate synthase activity; pyridoxal phosphate binding.
UCAAGAUUUCUCUCUCUCCCUCUCUCCGCCUCUCUCAUAACCUGCUUAUUACAAUUGGAAAGAAGAGAUAUUUAACAGGAAAUGAAACAGCUUUCGACAAAAGUGACGAGCAAUGCCCAUGGGCAAGAUUCCUCCUACUUCUUGGGAUGGCAAGAAUACGAGAAGAAUCCUUACGACGAGACCAAGAAUCCUCAGGGGAUUAUCCAGAUGGGUCUCGCUGAAAACCAGCUAUGUUUUGAUCUCAUCGAGGAAUGGUUAGCCAAAAACCCGGACGCAGCAUCGUUCAAGAGAUCAGACGGCCAAUCUGUCUUCAGAGAGCUUGCUCUCUUCCAAGACUAUCACGGCCUUCCUGAAUUCAAGAAAGCUUUGGCCGAGUUCAUGGAGGAAAUAAGAGGAAACCGAGUGACAUUCGAUCCAAGCAAGAUCGUCCUGGCCGCUGGCUCGACCUCCGCCAACGAGACUCUCAUGUUUUGCAUCGCCCAGCCUGGGGACGCCAUUCUCUUGCCUACCCCUUACUACCCCGGAUUCGAUAGAGAUCUGAAAUGGAGAACCGGAGUGGAAAUCGUGCCGAUCCUCUGUUCAAGCGCCAAUGGCUUUCAGAUCACUGAGUCAGCUCUCCAACAAGCUUACCAACAAGCUCACAAGCUCGAUCUAAGGGUUAAAGGAGUUCUCGUCACCAACCCUUCUAACCCACUUGGCACUACCCUCACCAGACGAGAGCUUAACCUUCUCCUCGACUUCAUCACUUCUAAAAACAUCCAUCUCAUAAGCGAUGAGAUUUACUCCGGCACUGUUUUUGGAUCUGAAUUCGUGAGCGUUAUGGAUGUCUUGAAGGACAAGAAACUGGAGAACACCGAGGUUUCCAAACGAGUUCAUGUCGUUUACAGCCUGUCCAAAGAUCUCGGGCUUCCGGGUUUUCGCGUUGGAGCAAUCUAUUCCAACGACGAAAUGGUUGUCUCAGCUGCCACGAAGAUGUCAAGCUUUGGCCUUGUUUCAUCCCAGACACAGUAUCUACUCUCUGCAAUGCUUUCAGACAAGAAAUUCACAAGAACAUACAUUGACGAGAACCAGAAGAGACUGAGGAUUCGUCAAAAGCGCCUUGCCUCAGGCCUCGAAGCCGCAGGGAUUACUUGCCUUAGAAGCAACGCUGGUUUGUUCGGUUGGGUCGACAUGAGGCAUCUUUUGGACACGAACACGUUCGAGGCAGAGUUCGAGCUGUGGAAGAAGAUCGUGUACGAAGUGAAACUGAACAUCUCACCCGGUUCUUCGUGCCAUUGUACCGAACCGGGCUGGUUUAGGGUUUGUUUCGCCAAUAUGAGCGAAGAGACGCUCGCUUUGGCCAUGAAGAGACUGAAAGAGUACGUAGAAUCAACCGACAGUGGCCGGUUAAUGUCACGAAGCAGCCAUGAGAGGCUCAAGAGUUUGAGGAAGAAGACUGUCUCCAACUGGGUUUUCCGGGUUUCAUGGACCGACCGUGAACCCGAUGAACGGUAAAUUAUUUAUUAAUUUAUCGUCCCGGUUUCGGAGACAUAUACUUUCCGGAUUUUUCCUUUAUAUAUAUAUAUAUCCUUCAUUUUUUUUAUAUUUUGGAGAAUAACACUCAAUCCGAAGGUGGAUUUUUUAUACUUCUCCAAAAUAUGUGUGGCACAAUUUAUAAUAUAUAUGUACACAUUAUAUAUCGGUGAGUUUUUUUUCUUCUGCAAUUUUCCACGAGUAAGUGUGUUGUUAUAUUAUCGUAGAGAAUAGCACUCAAUCCGAAGGUGGAUUUGAAGUGGCCGUACA